Molecule: messenger RNA, 2661 nt
Organism: Bursaphelenchus xylophilus (pine wood nematode)
Lineage: Eukaryota; Metazoa; Nematoda; Chromadorea; Rhabditida; Aphelenchoididae
Source: the annotation of a GenBank genome assembly
AUGAUAAAACAAACUUUUAAUUGGAGAAAGAAGGUUGCAAAACGGUUCGAGUCCGUUCUGCAAGGCGUUAUCAAUCGGAUAAAUCAUCGCCGGGUAAGAAGACCCGAUAAAAAUGGAGGUCAUCGAACAUACGACUCUCGUCGUAAACUCCAUUCCCGCGGGAUUACAAAAAUGUUUCUGGCGAAUGGAGCGGGAAUUGGAAUGGAAAGAGAGAGGGUUGAAAAAUCAGAAAAUUGAACAAGUACAGUGCGUACCAUUUUGCAUCCAGGAAGUAUCAAAAAAUGUGGCAAAAUACCUCCCUCUCAAAGUGAAAAAACUCAGAUUUCAAAAGCCCGCCCGAACUUUUUGUGAGGAAAAGGGCACGCCCUUCAAAACGAAGUUUUUUCACUUGGAGAGGGAAGCAUUUUGCCACACUUUUGAUGCUUCCCGGAUGCAAAAUGAUACGUUUUUUGCCACUGGAUCAGGUCCCCCACUGUAGAUGAGAUACAGUGGAUGUUUUGCAAAACCAUCGCCUAUAGCCGACACCUGUCUACAGUGAUGGACUUGAUCCAGUGGAAAAAAACGUAUCAUUUUGUAUCCGGGAAGUAUCAAAAAAAGCCGCAAAAUACCUUACAAAAAAACUUGAUUUUUCCAUUUUUUUUCCAAAAUUUCACCAACAACCAAAACUUCAUUUCCAUUUCAGAAACCAGCUGGUGGGAGAUUGGCCGAACAUCAAAACGCCAAAAAGAAGAUGUCAACAAGUGAGGAGGCCAGUUCGACGGCUGCAUCCACUUCCGAAUCCAGCACUGUGGAUUCGAGAAGAAGCCAGAGGGCUGCGCCAGCCAAGCCUAGUCGAGUCAAGACCCAGCCAGAGGUUCUGAAAGCCGAGGCGAAGAGAAGCGAGGCCAGGGCGAAGCGAAAGAAAGAGAGGAGAGAGCGGGAGGAGAGAAGAUCGGAGAGAAAAGAGGAGAAGGAGCGGGAGGAGAGAAGAUUGGAGAGAAGAAGCAGAAAAGAGCGGGAGAAGAGAAGAGAUGAGGAGAAGGAAAAGAGUCGAAAGAGUGAGUUACUGUAUCAGAUAUAUGUAGUACUAUCAGUCUGUCGGGAAAAUAAUGAGCACUUUGCGCAGCGUAAAUCUCAUCGCUGCCGGGAAAAUGAAUUGUCGCGGCAAAAAAAAGUCGCUUUCCGAUUCAGCGACGCGACCGGCGCAGCGAAAUUUUUUCAUUAUUUUCCCGACAGGCUGAUAUUAGUAUUUUCAUAAAGUGCAUGGGCAUUUUUUCGCUUUCGCACAGUGAAUUUUAAGCCUUUUCUCACGCUUGUCGCUAACGCACAGUGCAUUUUCUCUUUUCGCAAGGUGCAAGCCCAAAAAACACUCCAUUUUUUGCAAAAGGCUAUUUUUUGGGCUUGCACUGUGCGAAAAGAGAAAACGCACUGUGAGUUACAGUGGCGGACCUGAUCCAGUGGCAAAAAACGUACCAUUUUGCAUCCGGGAGGUAUCAAAAAUGUGGCAAAAUGCCUCCCUCUCCAACUAAAAACUAAAAAAAUACUCCGUUUUGAACAGCGCGCCCUCUCCCUCACAAAAAGAGCAGGCGCGCUUUUGAAAUCGGAGUUUUUUCACUUGGAGAGAGAAGCAUUUUGUCACAUUUUUAAUACUUCCCGGAUGCAAAAUGGUACGUUUUCUGCCACUGGAUCGGGUCCCUCACCGUAGCGAAAUGCGGGGGGGAAAAAGUCAAAAAUGCAUUUUGCGAAAGCGAAAAAAUGUCCAUGCACUUUAUGAUUCAAUUUUUUUUCUCAUUUUUUCAACUCUUUUUUUUUAUUUUGAAUGACCAAUCUUGUAUUUUUCAGGGUCCUCUACACCGAUCCGAUCCAAAAAGUCCAACGAUCCCAACCGUUGCCGACCCACCGACACCUCCAAACGUUGCCUGCGGCAAUACUAUGCGGGUGUGAGAACGUCGGAGGAAAUGAACCGCAAGGUGCGUCGGUCUCAGUUCCGGCUCUACUACAAGAUUGAUCCGGAUGUGGAUAUGACCAGAGAGAUGCAGUUCAGCAUCCCGUUGUUCGUUGCUUACAAGGACUCGGAGAGAAAUGUAAGCAGAAUUUAUUGGGAAACUUUGUCAGUUUUAGCGCGGCACUCUUUUUGAAAUUUUGCGUAAAUUUUGUUAACAAGCCAUAUAUUAAAUACUGAAAAUGUUGGCUUGCGAUUUGCAAGGAGAGCUGAGAUAUUCAACUAGCCUUUUUUGGAGUGAAUACGUAAAAUUAGGAGAGUCGGUCAGAGAAAAAUUGACUUUUUGAAUUUUUACGGGGAAAAAUUAGUUUUUGGUAGGCGUUUACCAUCCAAAAAGCCAAAAAUUUCGAUCUAAUUUUUUUUUUUUUUAAUUUUGCAUAAUUAAAAACUCCUUUUUAUAUUUUUGUUUAAUUUUUGCUUUUUAAAAUUUCCCUCAAAAAUCACAACCGAAUUUUUGACCAAUACCCUUUCAGAUGUACCAUUUCCCAGUGAUUGCCACUGAACACGAACGCUAUGGUCGUAAAUGGUCGAUUGGCUUGCCCGGCGAGGACAGAAGAGCCUCUUUUUCGAAUUUGCCAAAGCUUUUGGACUAUUACGAGGUCUACAACUUUGUCCAUCCCGAUAAUGGUUCGAUUGAAGUUUUCCCGGUCUGGCUAGUUCAUGAAUCCCAGAAAGACUAA